AGGAGGGCGGAGCGGCGCUAGAGCCGUGCGCCCCCGCCGCUGCUGCCGCCGCCGCCCGCGGUUCCCGCUGCCGCCGCUUGCCCUGCCCGGCCCGGCCUGGCCCGGCCCGGCCCGGCCCGGCCCGCGGGAGCGCCGCCACGCCCGGUUGCCUUGCAGGGCCGCGGCCCGGUGCCGGACGGGGGCGACGGGCCGGGCGCGGGUGUGGGCGCGCUCGCGGCCGCCCCCCACCCCCGCGCCGCCCUCAUGUCGGCGCCGCUGAAGAAGGGCCCCGGGGGGCUGAUCGGGCUCAUGAAGGACGCCUUCCAGCCGCACCACCACCACCUCGGCCCGCACCAGCCCGGCGCCGUGGACAAGAAGAUGGUGGAGAAGUGCUGGAAGCUCAUGGACAAGGUGGUGCGUUUGUGUCAGAACCCUAAACUGGCGUUGAAGAACAGUCCACCCUAUAUCCUAGAUCUGCUACCUGAUACCUACCAGCAUCUACGAACCAUCCUAUCACGCUACGAGGGGAAGAUGGAGACCCUGGGAGAAAAUGAGUAUUUCCGUGUUUUCAUGGAGAACUUGAUGAAGAAAACCAAGCAGACCAUCAGCCUUUUCAAGGAAGGGAAAGAGCGGAUGUAUGAGGAGAACUCUCAGCCUAGGCGUAACCUGACAAAGUUAUCCCUGAUAUUUAGCCAUAUGCUGGCAGAACUCAAAGGUAUUUUCCCAAGCGGCCUUUUCCAGGGAGACACGUUCCGAAUCACCAAGGCAGAUGCUGCAGAAUUUUGGAGAAAGGCGUUUGGUGAAAAGACUAUCGUUCCAUGGAAGAGCUUCCGUCAGGCCUUGCAUGAAGUGCAUCCAAUCAGUUCAGGGCUGGAAGCCAUGGCCCUGAAGUCAACGAUUGACUUGACGUGCAAUGACUACAUUUCAGUAUUUGAAUUUGAUAUCUUCACACGACUUUUUCAGCCAUGGUCCUCUUUGCUCAGGAACUGGAAUAGCCUAGCGGUGACUCAUCCUGGUUAUAUGGCAUUCCUAACAUAUGAUGAGGUGAAAGCCCGGCUUCAGAAAUUCAUUCACAAACCUGGCAGUUAUAUUUUCCGAUUGAGCUGUACGCGACUUGGUCAGUGGGCCAUUGGCUAUGUCACUGCAGAUGGGAACAUUCUUCAGACAAUCCCCCACAACAAACCUCUUUUUCAAGCACUGAUUGAUGGCUUCAGGGAAGGCUUUUAUUUAUUUCCCGAUGGCCGGAAUCAGAAUCCUGACUUGACUGGCUUGUGUGAGCCCACACCUCAGGACCACAUUAAAGUUACACAGGAACAAUAUGAAUUGUAUUGCGAGAUGGGCUCCACGUUUCAGCUGUGUAAAAUAUGUGCUGAAAACGACAAGGAUGUGAAGAUUGAACCGUGCGGCCAUCUGAUGUGCACGUCCUGUCUCACUGCAUGGCAGGAAUCAGAAGGCCAGGGAUGUCCUUUUUGCCGCUGUGAAAUCAAAGGCACGGAGCCAAUUGUAGUAGACCCAUUCGACCCCAGAGGAGGAGGAGGGUUAUCGCGGCAAGGGGCAGAAGGAACUCCCUCACCCAAUUAUGACGAUGAUGAUGACGACAGAGCUGAUGAUUCGCUCUUCAUGAUGAAAGAACUCGCUGGUACCAAAGUUGAGCGUCCUCCUUCUCCGUUCUCAGUAGCUCCACAGGCCACCCUUCCUCCCGUGCCACCACGACUGGAUCUUUUACAGCAGCGAGUGUCCAAUCCACCUGGGGCUUCCAGCCCUGGGACCACUUCAAAGGCUGCACCUGGUACUCUUCACAAGGAUAAACCUUUGCCGAUACCACCCACGCUCAGAGACCUCCCGCCGCCACCGCCUCCGGACAGGCCACAUUCCAUUGGGGCUGAAGGUCGACCUCAGAGGCGUCCCUUGCCCUGCACGCCAGGAGACUGUCCUUCGAGAGACAAGCCACCCCCUGUGCCCUCCAACCGUCAGGCUGAUCUGUGGCCAUCCAGGCCGAUUCCAAAAGCCCCAUCUGUAGCUCUCAGUCCUGGUGACCCUUGGGCUGGGAGAGAACUGUCAAACAGGCACUCGCUUCCCUUUUCCUUGCCCUCUCAGAUGGACUCCAGGGCUGACAGCCAUCGGCUUGGAAGCACGCUCAGCCUGGACAGCCCAAUGAGCUUGAACAGUGGUCCAGCGACAACCUCAGAGUGUGAACACUCCAAAAUUAAACCCUCCUCAUCUGCCAAUGCGAUCUACUCCUUAGCUGCCAGACCACUGCCUGUACCAAAACUGCCUCCUGGAGAACAGUCUGAAAGCGAUGAAGACACCGAAUACAUGUCACCAUCCUCUCUGCCUGUGGUGCCUCCAGGUCCCGCUGUACAAAAUCCAGAGAUCAAAAUGCCUUUGGAAAUGACUCAGAGUUUACGAGUUUUAGACCGCGACCAGCAGACGGAUGGCUGUAUGUAUGAAGCAAUGUACAACAUUCACUCCCAAGCAGCGUCCUCUGCUUUUGAGAUUGUCAACACUUCUGAUGAAGGGGAUCUGGCAGCAGCCACUGCCAGCAAUGGCCCUGAAGAGUCAGAAAAUGAAGAAGAUGGCUAUGAUAUCCCCAAACCACCGCUACCAGUUGCUAUUGCUCGUCGCACACUGUCUGAUAUCUCCAAUGCCACACCUGCCUUCAGCCGAAUGUCUUUGGAAAAUGACCCUGUAACAGGUUUUUCAGAUGGCUCUCAAGUUCCAGAAAGGCCGCCGAAGCCGCUGCCACGAAGAAUAAAUUCUGAGCGGAAAGCAGGGAGCUGCCAAGCAGGCGGAGCCAGCAGUGGGACUAGUGCAUCUCUGCAACUCUCCAGUGAGAUCGAGAAUCUAAUGAGCCAAGGCUACUCAUAUCAGGACAUUCAGAAAGCACUGGUCAUUGCACAUAACAAUAUUGAAAUGGCCAAGAAUAUUCUCCGGGAGUUUGUUUCCAUUUCCUCCCCUGCGCACGUGGCCACAUAGCACAUUACCUCCACACCUUCAACUUCUGUGGACCAACUGCCUGGGCAGCUGUAGCCCAGCUACGCACCAAAGGGGAAGGGGGUUCCUUUAGAGACUUCGUGCUGAGGUCAGUCCUGCCUCUUAAGAGAAUCAGUUAUCAGGUUUUUGUGGUUCCAGAUUUCAAAGCAGUGGAAUGAAAUGGAGCAGAAUGGUGUUUUAUACAGUGUAUGUCUUGGAGUCCUUUACCCCUACCUCUUGUUUGAGAGAACAGAUUUAUUUCCGGGGUGUUGGUAGAGAAAGGUAUCGCAACAAGGGAUCCCUGAGCUGAUGCCCUGGAGGCUGGGGGGAGUGUUUUGUGCUGUGAAUUCUAAGUGAAUGCUCUGAGAAACAAAGUCUCGAGGUCGGUGUGGUGUGUCCUGUGGUUCAUGGUACUAGGUUUGGAUCUGUUUGCUGCUGUGUGUCUGGCUCAGGAUUUUUAGAGCAGCUGUGGGAGGUCACUUUCUGCUGGGAAUAAAUAGGAGACAUUGGAAGAAUCUUCUGAUUGCUUCCUGUUUGCCAUGGCGUUUCCCUCUUGCCUGUAAUAAUAGCAUUUAUUGCUUAUGAUUAAAGUCCUCCCUUUUUGCCUGGAGAUAGCGUGACUAGCUUCUGUCAGGCAUUUUGAUCUUGACAGUGCUGGGAGUUGGAUUUCUCUCACAUGUGUCCUCUUGCCGGCAGCACUGGCAGCACCAGAUUCCAGGCAGAUAGAUAUGCUGGAAGUUUUGCGUGUUUUUGAGGGGUGGGAGAGGGUGGGAAGGAUUUGAGAGAGAGCAAAGAACUGGCUGCUGCUUCUCCUUUUUUAGCCUUGAGCAUUUUGUGCUUCAAUGCUCAAACUUGAUUGUGGCCCUGCUGGGCUUGAGCAGCCGUCACUGGACACUCCCAUGCACUCUUUCUCUAGGAACGUUGCACCUGGUAAAUAUGAUGUUUUAUUUAACUUAAUUGCAUGGUGGCUGUUGCAGACUAGUGGCCUUCGCGCACUUGCCAUCAUCUCCUUCAGAGAGCUUUUGCAGGAGCCAGCUGUCUUCGUGCCAGGCUGUUUUGUGGAAUUGGUAGAUGCAGCUGAUGUAUUUGUUGGUAUCUUACCUGCUUUGCAGUAAAAGAAAUGCAGCAGUUCUCUGCACGGCUAUCAAAACGACAUGAGGGCUCUUCUUUCCAUUUCCAUUACUCUGAGGUAUUGCCAGAGCUUGUGUUAAAACAAAUCUGGGAAACUUCCGCAUUUGCAAAAUAAUCACACGGCUUUAAAGUCAGUACUCGGCUGUUACUUUGAAAAAAAACUGACUUGCAUAUUCAGCUACUUAACUGUGUUCAUAUAUGCUUGAUGUGCGAGAAGCGUGUGGUUCCUUCUGAGAGGAUUUAAAUCAAGUAGGGAGACACAGAUCGCAGCCUCGCAGAUGAACAAGUGCUCUGUGUACACUGAGAGGCUAUUAGCCUUCUGAAGCAUGUCUAGCAUUAGUUGCAUCUCUCCGAGGGCAGCAGUAGUCACUAGGCAAAGGGUUACAACUUCAAACGUCGUUGGAGUGAUUACAGCAGUUGGAUGCAGUUUAGCCUUUCAAAGAAUCUAGUAGCUGGGCCCAGAUCUCAGAGAAACAGAUUGCAAUUGGCAGAGAGGACUUAACAAGUAUUAGCAAAGGGAACGAAGCAUUAAAUGUUUGUUUUAUAUAGAGUAUACGUUUCUCUCUAGAUCUACAGCUUUAUAAAUUGGUGCAGUGGGUUCCAGGCAGUCGAAAAGUACAAACUGUCUCUCUUUACUGCCCUCCUUUGGGGCCAAGUUUGAAACUUGCAAAUGCAGCAUACUGCUGAGAUUUAUGUCAGUGGGCAUGGUGCUCUGCAGUGGUGCAGAGAGAGGUCGGGCUCAGCCAAGAGCAGGGUCUGACCUUGGUGACGGUGCUGAGUUGCAGAGAGGGUUAUGUCAGUGCAUAUUGCACUCGGGGGAAAAGAGCUGUUCUCUUUUCCUCUGCCCACAUGAGCAACAGUCAGCGGUAUCAUGAACCAGUCCCGCUCUUUCUGUGUGAAGUACUCUGCCAGUUAUGCGUGGCAGCCUUGGUCAGCGUGUCUGUGGGAGCUUCCAGAGAAGCAAGCUCAGCACUGGUGCUGCUGAGGCAGGAACGUGGGGCAGCUCUGGUUGGGCUCUCAGUAGACCUUUGUGUUACACUUGUGAGCCUGAGCAACCAGUCCUAGCGUAUGGGAGUUACUUCCUGGCUUUGUUCUGGAGAACCAGGUAAAAACCCUUUUGUGAGGGAGCACUACGGUUUUAUGUCCCUCUUUUUCAUAUUCUCUCCAGUGCUGCCACUAGCUCCAUGUUGGGUUUGGAGCCACUUCGUUUCUGGCUUGCUGUGUGAACUCGGUGCAAGAGCGUUCGAGUGUGGCCUGUGACUCUUGCCACUGCCAAGGCUGCGUAAGAGCCAAGUCCAGCCAGCUAGAAAGCCUUAACUCUUGUCUUGCACAGUGUGUGUGAUCAGAGUAGUGAUGCCCUGUCCCAUACAAGCCCUUUAUUACAGGCUCGUCGUAACGUUAAAUUAAAUCAUGCCUAGCAGAGCUAUUACAGGCCUGUCUUUGGGGUGUACGUGCCAAGAGACGUUCCUAUGGGUGUUGUUGCAGGUAUUAGAGAGAGCAAUCUUUGUGGCAUGUAUCACUGAUUUUUCUGCAUGUGUCCUUUCUGUGCACUGUUUGUGUCUUAAACUGGUAUAAGAAACUUAAGUUUUGGCUUUUCUUCCUUAGACAUGUAAGUGUUUGCUAGUACCACUGAAGUGCAGCAGAGUCCUGACCAUGUCUUAUGGCUGCGCUCUGUGAAGUCAAUCCAGGCACUGUACAGUGUAUUUUUGGUUGUUGUUCUUUCAGAAGGGUAAGCCUAAGGUUGAUUUCUCUUUUUUCCCUUCACCUCCUUGAUCUUUAUUCUUCAGAAGUUAACUUUAUGACGCUACUUUAAAAAGAAAGGAAAAAAACCCCCUGAAUGUCUAGUGCCUUUCUUAAGGGAAUGCUGCAUCGCUAGGCUGGAUCUAAGUAUCUAUCCCUCCGUGAAACUGAAGAGCCCGAACUAGACAAGCUGUAAAGAUGCCUUCGAGCGUGAGACUGCUUUGAAAAGGGUGAAAAGAAGGAGCAAGAAAGAUGGGCAAUUGUCACUUCAGCUAUGACACUGGGUUUUGUAGCAUUUCAGCUGUGGAGGGCUCCUACGUUACCUAACAGUGACUUGUCUGGGCUGGUGCUGUACGAAGCUUGGCGUGAAGACAGCAGAAUUGUAUGACAGGAUCAGUUUUGCUUGUAACAAAAUAUGAGUUCUGCUCAUAAAAAAUGCUGGUUUUCCCCCGCCUGUCAACCCCGGACACGAAGCGAGCAGAAAACAUUUUGUACAGUAAGAGCUGGGCACAAAAUGUGUGGGACCAGUACGUGUCUCUGCACGGCGAGCAGCAGGUAGCUGUGGAAAGCAGGCAAGUAGUGUCUGUUCGGAACAGGGUUUCCAUCGGACCUAGCAUGUUCAAUGCCACCGUAGCUGAACGGGAAUCUGAAAUGCGACGUAUCCUGCCAGGGCUGUGGUGAAACUUGUCUGCUGCACUGCCCUUGUGCGUCCGUCUCUGCAAGUGCUGCAGCUCGAGGCAUGGAGCGGAGUGUCUGUGCUGGGAACCAGCAGGCUCCCUUUCACUGUGAGCAGCUUUGCUGCUGCCCUUCCCUGGGGGGAGCCAGGUACAGCAUGUUGCUUCCUGCACUAGACCGAUUACAUUACUGUAGCUAAUCCUGAGGCAGGGUCAUUAUUGUAAAUGGGUUUUUUUUUUUCAGUUGAGCAAGAAAAAAUGCAACUCCCGGGGCACUUUCUUAAAGGUGCCACUUUAAAAAUUAGUGGGGAAUAAGGACGCUUAUUUUUAAAGUUCCUAAUAGAAAUCUUUUUUGAAAUUCCCAGUGGGGGAGGAACAGUUGUUCUUUCUCUCAAAUGACAAAUACCAAUUUGUAUAAUAUCAGUGUUAAAAAUGUUGAGAUUUUCACAAAAUAUUUUAAAAAAGUAUAAUAGUGUCAUUAAUAUAAAAAUAUAAUAGCAGUAUUUAAUCCUUUCAGAUCUGUAAAGAAUAAGGAAAAACAGAAGGUAAAUAUUCUUACAGAGAGUAGCUGAGCUUUAAGGUUCACUUGGUUUAAAGUCCUCGUUUUGUUUGCAAAUGCAUCGUUAAUGUUUAGAGGUUAUACUAAUGUUAUUUAUUAAUUGUUUCCAUUCUUGUAUGCUGCCCACUAAGAGCUUCUUUGUUUGGGAUUUCAUUCACCUGUGUCAGUAAAAAGAAAACAAAACAAAGUUUUAUUUUUAAAUAAAAUUUCCUUUGUUGUAGCAUA
Messenger RNA from Grus americana (Whooping crane), 7281 nucleotides. RefSeq names its product Cbl proto-oncogene (gene CBL). The transcript has 16 exons. The coding region runs from base 244 to 2955 and encodes 903 amino acids. Gene Ontology annotation, biological process: negative regulation of epidermal growth factor-activated receptor activity; cell surface receptor signaling pathway. Gene Ontology annotation, molecular function: ubiquitin protein ligase activity; SH3 domain binding; receptor tyrosine kinase binding. Lineage: Eukaryota; Metazoa; Chordata; Aves; Gruiformes; Gruidae. The record is from RefSeq and is a predicted model, not a curated record. Gene Ontology annotation, cellular component: plasma membrane; membrane raft.